Amphiprion ocellaris (clown anemonefish) is the source of this 2292-nucleotide messenger RNA. RefSeq names its product zinc finger protein 853-like. The transcript has 6 exons. The coding region runs from base 1 to 1134 and encodes 377 amino acids. The record is from RefSeq and is a predicted model, not a curated record. Lineage: Eukaryota; Metazoa; Chordata; Actinopteri; Pomacentridae.
AUGUCCAAUUCAAGUGGGGUGAAAAACGCAGCCCUCCACUUCCCCGUUGCCAUGGUGACUCGUCGAAUCAUGGCUCCAUUGAUUUCGAACAGUAAAAAGCCACAAAUGCAGGAGCUACAUUCCCUGGAGCAACAGCAACUGCUGGAUCAACAGCAACGGGCGCAUCGACAGCAACUGUGCGACAGCAUCUACAUGGCUCGAUUUGGCUUCCUCUUCAUCCGCACUCUGGUCAUAGGGUUUAGCUCAGCUCCAGGCAACACUGGCACAAUUAAUACUGCAGCAGAGGUGAGGCUUCUUUUCAACAGCUCUGUGCCACCCGCACUACUUCCAACUUCUGAUGACGUGGCACAAACCUUGGUGGACGCCAUCCUCGAUACCAACUGUACCCUCAAUGUCAGCAUUGUCGUCAACUCUGUCCAAGCAGAAAAAUUACAGGAACUGCUGGAUCAACAACAACUGGCAGAAAAACCACAGGAACUGCUGGAUCAACAACAAGUAGGACAACUAGAGCAAUGGCUGGAUCAACAACAACUGGCAGAGCAACUACAAGAACUGCUGGAUCAACAACAACAGCCAGAAAAACUACAGGAACUGCUGGAUCAACAACAACAAGUAGGACAACUACAGCAAUGGCUGGAUCAACAACAACAGGCAGAACAACUACAAGAACUGCUGGAUCAACAACAACAGCCAGAAAAACUACAGGAACUGCUGGAUCAACAACAACAAGUAGGACAACUACAGCAAUGGCUGGAUCAACAGCAACAAGUAGAACAACUACAACAACUGCUGGAUCAACAACAACAGGCAGAAAAACUACAGGAACUGCUGGAUCAACAACAACUGGCAGAAAAAUUACAGGAACUGCUGGAUCAACAACAACAGGCAGAAAAACUACAGGAACUGCUGGAUCAACAAGAAGGACAACUACAGCAACGGCUGGAUCAACAACAACAGGCAGAAAAACUACAGGAACUGCUGGAUCAACAACAACAAGUAGGACAACUACAGCAACGGCUGGAUCAACAGCAACAAGUAGAACAACUACAACAACUGCUGGAUCAACAACAACAGCUGUUGGGAAUAUUUCUAUCACAUUUAAUCAAUAUCCUAUCACAUUCAAUCUACAAUUAAUUUCAUUAAUCAUAGCUCAUGCAAUCAUCAUUUAAUCACAACUUACCUUAUCAUAUAAUCAAAUUAUAUUAUAGUGCUAUUGCUUAUAAUGAAUUUAUGUUAACCGUGCAAGUAUAUGAAUUGCUAGUGUGCUCAUAAUGUGUUACCUAAGCCUUGACCUCUCACACAUAAACUGAAGACAGCUUAAGACAAAUGGUUUCAAUGUUUGUGCAGAUGUCAGAUACUUUUGGUGGAAAAGUACCCCACGCUAACCGUCAGGUACCACUUCACUGCAAUAGAGAUCUUAAAGGAACAUGGGGAUCUGACAGGUGUCACUUAUAGAAAUAGAUAUGCUGAAGUGGUAAAUGGUCCAAUUCAAGGAACAGUGAAGUCGCUUCAUUUCAGAGAAAAAUUGGCUCGGAGUAUCUGCACUAAUUCACGUAGGCACUGGGGUCUAUGAGAGGUCAAAAGAAUCACACAUAAAGAACAAUGCUCAAAGAUAUCUAAUUGUGAGAUAUCUUAAAAAGAAAGAAACUAAAGAAACAUUGCGAUAGGAUAUAAUGCUUAAGGAUAAUUGAUAUAUAACACUUAAAGAGACCAAAUUCAACAAUAUUCCAAAUAACAGUCAAAAGGAGAUAAAACAAAGAGAAUACUGUGUAUUGAUAGACUAAUGAAUCUGCCUUAUCAGUGGUUGAAUAAUUAAAUAAGCUAUAUUUUAUCAUUUAAAUCUAGGAUGAACAAGCCAGUUGAUGAAAACUUAAAGCUUGAGCACAGUCAGACAAAGAAAAGCUCAUCCUUGUGCAAGAGGCAGGAAGCCACACCUAAGUUACCUGUAUAACCUAAAACUCACACACACACACACACACACACACACACACACACACACACACACACACACACACACACACACACACACACACACACACACACACACACACACACACACACACACACACACACACACACACACACACACACACACACACACACACACACACACACACACAAGUACUCUGAUUACAGGAUGAAGGCGACUCGGAUUGGAUGAAGACGGAUGACAAAAAAGAAAGUUUCAAGUCUAAACCACGGAACUUCCCAACUAUAGACCAAUCAGACAGCAGCACAUUUCCAUAUAAAAACCUCUGUAUAGUGCUAAGACAGGCAUUCUCCCUUGUGAAC